Molecule: messenger RNA, 810 nt
Organism: Sordaria macrospora k-hell
Lineage: Eukaryota; Fungi; Ascomycota; Sordariomycetes; Sordariales; Sordariaceae
Biological process (GO): nucleosome assembly; DNA replication-dependent chromatin assembly; nucleosome disassembly
Cellular component (GO): chromatin; nucleus
Molecular function (GO): histone binding
Source: RefSeq, a predicted model, not a curated record
AUGUCUGUCGUUUCGCUUCUCGGGGUCAAUGUUAUGAACAACCCCGCCAAGUUCACCGACAAGUAUCUCUUCGAAAUCACCUUUGAAUGCCUCGAGCAUCUCGAGAAGGACCUCGAGUGGAAGCUCACCUACGUCGGCUCUGCCACCUCCGACAACUACGACCAGGAACUCGACUCCCUCCUCGUCGGCCCCAUCCCCGUCGGCGUUAACAAGUUCAUCUUCGAGGCCGAGCCUCCUGACACAAAGCGCAUUCCCAUCGACGAGCUUCUGGGCGUCACGGUGAUUUUGUUGACGUGCGCCUACGACGGCCGCGAGUUUGUACGCGUUGGCUACUACGUUAAUAACGAGUACGAAAGCGAGGAGCUCAUCAACGACCCGCCCCCAAAGCCCGUCAUCGAGAAGAUUCGCCGUAACGUUCUGGCUGAGAAGCCCAGGGUUACGCGCUUUGCCAUCAAGUGGGACUCCGAGGCCUCUGCCCCUCCCGAAUUCCCACCCGAGCAGCCUGAGGCCGAUGAGGUCGCCGACGAAGAGGAAUACGGCGCCGAUGAACUUGCCGAACAAGCCAGCAUUGCCGACCCCGCUGUCAACGGCAGCAUGGAAGUUGAAGGCCAAUUGAACGGCGCCAUCGUCAUCGAGGAAGACGAGAUGUCCGAGGAUGGCAGUGUUGACCUCGAGAACGAAUCCGAUGACGAGCUGGAUGGAGACGCCGAGGGCGAGCUCGAACAAGGACAAGACGAGGACAUUGAGAUGGGCGACGAGAUGGAGAUUGAUGACCAUCCGAAACCGCAGGGUAUGGCCAUGGCUCAAUAG